UGUUACAGGCUGUAUUUUCUGAUACCGUUAAAACAACUGUCUUCAGUAAAAUUAAAAUGUUUAAUAGAAGAUUGGUUUUUUCUCUUGUCUGUUUAUCAAUUGACAUUGGCAUAACGGCAUCUUGUAUCAGUGAAGACCUACUUCGAACAUUGCUGGCUACAAAGGGACCAUGUAAACAAGAAAAUGUCGACAAACCAGCCUUUUUUGCAUUCUUGAGGAGUGAUCUUACUUCAUCCGGUACGGAAGUGAUCAAGUUUCAAGAUGUAAAGAUUAACAAAGGGAACCACUACAAUCCAACGACUGGUAUGUUUACAGCACCGUCGCAGGGAAUUUACCAGAUAUCAUGUACUAUUGUCGGAUACGCAACCCACGUGUUUUACUAUCAGAUUACAUUAAACGGCACUCCAUACACUUUGGGAAACACAAGCAGUGGGGGAUCGUGGAACUCUCAAACCUCAACAGUUCUAAUGAAUCUAAAGAAAGGGGACCGAGUGUAUGUGGAACAUCGAGGUGGAUCCCAGAAAGCUCAUGCUAACACCAAUACCUAUUUUUCUGGAUAUUUAUUGCAAUAAAUAGCUGUGAAAGAUGAAA
Molecule: messenger RNA, 591 nt
Organism: Mytilus trossulus (common blue mussel)
Lineage: Eukaryota; Metazoa; Mollusca; Bivalvia; Mytilida; Mytilidae
Product: complement C1q-like protein 3
Exons: 3
Coding region: 57-572 (171 amino acids)
Molecular function (GO): protein binding
Source: RefSeq, a predicted model, not a curated record